Molecule: messenger RNA, 5901 nt
Organism: Athalia rosae (coleseed sawfly)
Lineage: Eukaryota; Metazoa; Arthropoda; Insecta; Hymenoptera; Athaliidae
Product: NBAS subunit of NRZ tethering complex-like
Exons: 18
Coding region: 144-5819 (1891 amino acids)
Biological process (GO): retrograde vesicle-mediated transport, Golgi to endoplasmic reticulum
Cellular component (GO): Dsl1/NZR complex; endoplasmic reticulum membrane
Molecular function (GO): SNARE binding
Source: RefSeq, a predicted model, not a curated record
UGAAAUUCCGAGGCUUCUCGUCUGCUAACACGUCGUCUGAUAUUUGACAGUAAAUUUGACAGGUGGCAGACGACAAUGCAAAUGAUCACAACAUUUGACAGAUUUUAAAAUAAAAUUGUUUUCAAUACCUUCCGGAUAACAUCAUGGAAGAUAACAGGAAAGAGGAGUACAAAGAUGAAUCGAUUUUAUACGAGCUCCUCGAGUACUACGUCAGAAAACAGGAUCCGGAAUUAUCCCGAUGCAAGAAUGAUGCAGCUAUCUUACCAGCAACUGGAACAAUAAAAAAUGCUCUCAAGUAUCUGAACAACAGAUACUCGCUACCAGAAUGCAUAUCUUUGGAGAUCGGACUCACUCUACCCUGGAAAUUUGCUGUCGGAGAUAGAGGAAGCCUCUUGGCUAUCCUGCAGGAUAAUUUGAUUGAAAUAAGAAAGUCGAAAGACGAGUAUUCAUCUGUAGUCGGCAAAGCUUCUGUUCCUAAGGAUGCUUUUCCACAGUGGCGAAAACUAGCGUGGAGUCCUGACUGUUCAUUGCUGGUAUUAGCAUGUAGUAACGGUUAUCUAUCGUUCUUCAAUUCUUUGGGGAACAACGUUUUCAAUAUAAGCCCUAAAAGUUUGAAUACAAAUCAGAGCUCGAAUGUUCUAGAGGCUGGAGAUGCGGUUGCGUCAAUGAUAUUCCUUAAAACUAGAGUUAAGAGCCUCAAAUGGGCCUACGAAUUCCUCGUCAUAAAUUAUAGCGGACUCUUAAAAGCAUAUUACGUUUCUGCAACUGACGUCUUUGAGGAAAGCCACGAAUUCUCUUUUGGCAGUUUCUACAGGAAUGGUGUGACUAGUGUUGCAUAUAACGAGAGACAUAAUUUACUGUUCCUGGCUGGCAGCAAUAUCACGCAAAAUGUAAAUACUACAUCUUCCAAGUGGGGUUUAACUUCUUGGCGAAUAUUAAAUGAUGUUCCGUACUAUAAGCUGUCUUUCACAAAUGAAGAAAAGGAUACCUCAACCUCAGGACUUUCUAUAUGGAGCUACUUGCCUUCAUUACGAGCUCAAGUAGAGUCCAUAAUAUUCAAAAUUAGCAUAUCACCCAGUGGAGAAUUUAUGGCUUGUCUACACACAGAGAGUUCAAUAACAAUUUGGCAUUUACCAAGCCUCAGGCUCCACAGAAGAUGGGAACUUAAUGAGCAGCCAGAUUUCAAUGCCAGGAAUCCACUGGGUGUUGUUAAAAUCAGGAAACUACCUGCAGGAUUAUCUGAGUUUCAUCCCAUGGACGUUGACUGGUGGUCUAAUCAUUCGGUUAUAAUCGCAAGAUACUGCGGCUCUGUAUCGGUCUGUUCAAUAAAAGAUUUGCGCAAUUUGUUGGGAUCCAGUCCAGAAUUUCUCUAUGGGCAACCACAAAUCUUAGAGUUAUGCCCAGAGCGAGGAUUCCUCAGCCUAGACUGUGAAACUUUGUUGACUAGCAAGAAAAGGAGCAGGGAUUCUAACAACGAGAGUCAAAAUUCAGAAUCAUCAGCGGAGAGUGAGAAGGAAGAAGAUGAUCAAGAGAAAACGACAGUUUUACAAUAUGCUGGGAGUCUACUGCAAGGUGCUUUGUACUCUAUUACAGACAUGGAGAAGUUUCAGCCAAAACGAAAGAAGUCAAAAUUAGUUCAUCGCACUUAUAGAAUAUUAGGAUUAAAAAGCACCACUCCAGAGGAAUUAUAUUUGAGAAAAAUUGAAAUAGAGGAAUAUGGUGAGGCAUUGGCGCUAGCUAGAUCAUACAACUUAGACACGGAUUUGGUUUACCAAACGCAGUGGCGUAAGUCUGAGUUUUCGUUGAAUGCUAUAAAAGACCAUUUGAGUAAGGUGAGUAAGAGAUCUUGGGUCCUUAACGAGUGUGUUACUCGAGUACCCGAGACGAUUGAAGCCACAAGGGAACUCCUAAACUUUGGUCUACGAGGCGCAAAUCUGGAGACCCUAUUAACCAUUGGCAUAAAAGAUGAAGGUAAAUUCACCCCGGAUGAUGCCUAUGAAGAUUACAAGGAUGAUUUAGACGAGACCAAUACUAAUCUCAGACAGAUACAAAAAACCAAUCAGAUUCUUGAAAAAAUAAACAUUAACGAUCUUUCCGAAGAGCAAAAGGAACUGGUGAAAUACAGACGGAAGCUUCUAGACCAUCUAGAUAAAUUGCAAACUUAUGAAAUCAUACUAGAAGCACCUUUCAUGUAUGAUAAAAACUUCUACGAAGAAUUCCGCAAGUUCAGCGCCUUAGAGAAUACUGUUAGAUUUGCAAAGGACAGUAAUUAUCGAGCUGUUGACAUAAUGUUCACCUAUAACAGUGCAAAGAUUCUUCCACAUUGGUUGGCCAUACUGAGCUUCUUUCCCGAGACUCUGAAGCCAUCUGAUUACGAAAAGCUUUUACCAGAAUGUGACAGCGAAGGACGUCUAUUUCUUCCUGAUCAACGAGAGUUACGCCAAAAAGAUUGGUCAGAAAAAAGCGAAUUCGAUAAUGCUCUAGGUCUAUCAGAUGAUGAUGGAUUGGAACUGAUAUACCAAUGCGACCCUACCCUGACUGCUUACAGAAACGUACCCUUGACUCAAGAGCUACUUGAACGCUGGUACAAGUCGAGAGCCUACCAAAUUGAAAGGAAUAGUUUUAUGGUGGGCAAUGCCCUUGAUUUGAUUCGGAUUGGAAAAUCAAGAAACGUGGCAGAGCUAGAGAACUUUUUAUUUGCAUUGGAGACUCUAGACGAUUUAGUUUAUAAGGUAAACAUGGAAGACAUGUCUUUGGCUAAGUUAGAGAAGCUCACUGACCUCGACAAGGUCAAACUACUUAUGAGCAGGUCUGACGAGGAAAACUUUGUGGAUAAUAUAAAGAAUCUUGUCCUUCCAUUUAUUCACAGAAGAGAAAAACUCCAAACUGAAGAAAAUUCCCUUCAAUUAUUGCAUAACUAUUUGGUGAGCAUAAGUCUAGAUGAUUUAACACGCCCACUGAAAUUUUUCGAGUACUUGAAACAGACGCUAAAUACGGAAAUAAUAAAAGAAUCGAUGGACGUUGUAAAACUUGCCUUAGACUGCAUCUACUCCUGCAAUGAUCCUAAGAUGUAUGAAAAGGCUAAAUGCAUAUUUGAAUGUAUCCCAGUUACCUCUGGGGAAUUGGAAUCUGCUCCAAUGUAUGAGGUCAUCGAAGAACUCGAGCAAGAACUGGAGUGUUUAAAAACUUUGAGCGAAUAUAACGUAAAAACUACUCUGAGCUACAUUAAAAAUAACAAAAAAAUUCCUGAGACAGUUAAGCUCCUGUUAAUUCAAAUGGCUAGAAACGUGAACCUACAACCACGAAACGAGAAAUUGUGGCCCCAGUUACUCAACGACAUACUCAAGCUUCAUGAGUCUACGUUUUCGUGUUUGGACAUUGAGGUGUGCUUUGAAAUUUGCGUAUCUGCACGAUUGACGUCUGGGGAUAAGUUGACUAUUCAGAACUCUGAGGGCCUAAUUGAAACCAAAAGGACUGAAAAGUCGCUACUUAAAGUUCCCUAUGAAAAAGCAGUGGAUCUGAUCCUUCAAGCAAGCAUCGAGUACUUCAAUAGUUCAAAAAGCCUCACCGACAGCAGCAUGGAGCUGGCCAAAGCGUGCCUGUAUCUCAUUCAAGACGACAAUCCGGACAUCAAAGAAGAGUACGAGCUCAUAAGCUCAUUGCAAAUUUUGAAUGACUUCAAUGUCAACAUCUUACCCCUACAGGUCAGAUUUAGUCAAGACAGAAUCAAACUCAUCGAAAGUUGUUUGAACAGCCAAGAAGACGCUUACAAGAGUACACAGAGACUUCUUACCCUUGCCAGCUACCUCAGGGUCGAGAAAUACAAUCCUAGAACUCGUGAUGGCAAAGUUCUUGAGCUAAUUGCUCAAAAAGCAUACCAGGUAAAAGACUUUGAAGUCUGUGCGACAACCUGCCAACGUUUGAUUGAUCAGAGCAGCUCAUCUGCAUGGAGAAUUGUCUUUGAUUUAGGAAAUGAAGAGGAUUAUCAGGACCUGAAGUUCAGACGAAAAUGUUUAUCAUUUGCGUUAAAUUGUGGCCCUAAUGAUUUACUAGAGACCAUAAUUCAGCGGAUGCAGUUACUAGAGAUACAGAUCCUUCAUAAAGACCUCGAUGCUUUGUUUCAAGAACAAGUUUCUGAAAACUACAACGUAUUUGAAAGCGAGGACGAAUUUACAGACGCCAUGACAACGCCUCAAGUCGAGUCAAAGGAGUUUGUUCCAACGAUCUUAGGAACGUCAACGGAUAUGGUUCGAAGUUCGGCCGAACUUGUAAAAAAGUCCACUUAUUCAAUACUCAGAAAUGUAGGAAACAAAGACUUCUGGAAGAACACGUUAAAUCUUAAUUUUGCUGCACAAAGUGGGGAAGUGUUCCAGAGAGAGGAUGAAAUCCUAAAAUUAGAUGCUCCAGAAAAAAGUCCCCAGAGCUUUUCCUGCUUUUAUGAAAGCCUACACAAUGAUUCGUCAGUCAGCAUCUUUGAAACCGAUUACACAAAGUAUUCAAUGCCCGAUCUUAAUGAGAACAAGUUUAAACUUUGCCAAAAUUUAGUCAGAGUUGCUUUACUAGGCGAAUCUGCCUGUUACGGAAUUGAAGUCAGCAAUAUUGAUCAUUUAUUCGUGGAGUGUGCUCGUCAUAUCUUAACGGAAGAUUGUCUUCUGGGAAUAUCUUAUUUGAUGAGUCUACGCAAUUUCGAAUUAGACUUUGUCAAGUCGGCUUUUGAGGAUAUCCCAGAUGCGGAUUUGAGACUUCAACUAGCAGCAUAUUUUUACUCAUUGGAGUUAUACAAGAAACUGUUCCCCGACCGGUGUCCCGGUUACAACUACGAUCCACUGGAAUUGAUUAUCUGCAUGACAAAAGCAGCGAAAGACACUGAAGAAGAUAACUGUAAAAUUGUAGAGGGUCUGAUCUACUGGUCUGCAUGCCUUCUAAAUUCCAAAGAACUUGAAGCUGAAAGUAAUCAGCUCGAAGUCGACGAGGAGCAGAGCACAGAACCAGAAAACGUACCGGAUAUUCCGCCUUCAACUCUCAAAGCAGCUUACGAUAGAUUUUCAGCUGAAGCGAUGUCCUUCGAAUCAAAUGAUGAGGGAACAGGGUGGGACGACGCGUGGGGAGACUUCUCUGAGGAUAGUGAAACAGAGGAAAAGAUUCUCGAGGUCAACGCGGUAGAGAAAUCCGUUUCCGAAUUAGAGAGAUUUGAGUCUUUCGAAAAUCUUUUGCAAAAAGUAAACGGUGAGGAGGAAUAUGUCAAGGCAAAGGAAAAACUGUUUGCCUGGGAGAAAUUCGAGAAGCCGGAAUUAACGACAGUGGAUAAACACCCGGCACUGAAAUUGAUCCGGAUAAUCAAUGAAAUUUUCAAAGGCGAGAAUGAGCGGUUGAUGGAAUGCAAAGAGAUCCUUAGCCGUCAAACUGUAGUUGAAGACGUAUUGAGAGAGUUUUUGAAUAAUUCGAAAAGUUGCUUGAAUUUGGAAUUGGAAAUUUUCGUCAGACUAUCAUCGGAUUACAGAUCGCUCCAAGAAGAGGGUGUGCACAUGUUGAAGGAACGAUAUCAGGAACUUGAAUUGUCCCCGAUGAUACUGCGUGAAAUAUUCUUCAAGAAUUUGACUGGUUCAUUUCACCCUAACCACACUGUGUUCAAAGAAGUGAUACAAGAAGUUUCGAGCAAUUUCCAUACGAAGGAUAUAAAAGAGGAGCUGAUAUCACUAGCUGAGGUGCUGAUAGCUCAUCGUUACCUUCCGCAGGCAGCUGCUCUGAAAAAUCUUGCGUAUUCCGUGCCUAGAUCUUUGCGGACCUUCGAUUCUGGUCUCGAUUCAUUCAAUAGAUAACGAAUUUUAUGGUGAUUAUGACGAUUAUCCAUUAUCCGCUGUUGUUACACCACUGUUGUUAAUAAAGGGACUAAUUACUUUA